This is a messenger RNA of Portunus trituberculatus (swimming crab), 1620 nucleotides long. Its product is annotated as E3 ubiquitin-protein ligase RNF220-like. Bases 310 to 1506 code for a protein of 398 amino acids. Gene Ontology annotation, molecular function: ubiquitin protein ligase activity. The transcript is spliced from 8 exons. Gene Ontology annotation, biological process: protein ubiquitination. Lineage: Eukaryota; Metazoa; Arthropoda; Malacostraca; Decapoda; Portunidae. The record is from RefSeq and is a predicted model, not a curated record.
ACCAGCGCUUAGUUCAGUCUAUGAGUCGCCGCCUCUUUUAAUCCUACCACAUCCUCCCCAGGGCGUCGCACUCCUCCCCGCGGCGCCCCUGGGGGAGAAGGAUGCCUGGGGAGGAGAUGACGCCCCAGAGCACCUGCAGGAGGACUGUCAGGGGGGAGGGAGGGAGGCAAAUCUCUCUCUCCCUCCCUUGUAGGAUUAAAUGUCCGUUUUCUUCAAGUGAGCGAAAGAUAAAGGGAAUUUCUCUCCUUCCUCUCCCUCUCUCUCCCUCUCUCCCUCUCUCCCUCCCCAUAUCUUUCCUCCACGUGCUGAAUGGAGGAAAACUCGUCCACAGAACGCGCCUCCCUCCCUACCUCUCCCUCUUCUCUCUCCUCUCCCUCCUCUGGCUUUGAAAAUGGGGAGGAAGGAGGAGGAGGAGGAGGAGGUGGAGGAGGAGUUGGAGGAGGAGAGAUGGUGACGAGGAGGAAGAAAAGAGCACUGGAAGAAACAAGGAGUAGAAGACGCAAGGCACGCCCCGGGGAGUCUUGGUGCCCCGUGUGUGGCGUCACUCUGCGGGCGGGGGAGCUGGACGCCCACCUCACCCACGAGCUGGACAAGUUGGCACGCCUCCCCCACGCCCGCCCCCCUUCACACCGCACGCCCACAGCUCCUGCUCAAGCCACCCCCACAGCGCCCACUCAAGCCACGCCCUCAACGUCACUAGAUGGUAGAGUGAGGGGGGCGGGGGCUGGGCUGGGGCGGGGGGCUAGCUGGCAGGAGUUCCGGCGAGUACGGGGCAACAGGGAGGUGAGGCGGCGGCGGCGGGGGCGUGGCGGCGGCGGGGGGGCGGGAGUGGAGGUGGUGUGCCCCGUGUGUGGAGUUCGUGAGGGGGACGCCGAGGUGGAAGGUGACAUCCAUCUCCACGUUGACGCCUGCCUUAGAAGGGUGGAGGAGGAAGGAGAUGAGGUGGAGGUGGAGGUGGAGGAGUAUGAGUGGUGUGGAGAGACAAGAGUGAGGGCCACGCAGAUGCUCAGGGCGGAGGGACAGUUGCAUGCACUGGGCACGCGGGUGGAGCGAGGCAGCGAGGACGAGGUAGUGGAAGUCUGCGAGGAUGAAGUGGAAGCAUUUGGACCUCCACAAUUUACAGACUCUGAUCUUCCACCUUCACUCGUCUCCACUUACGAGGAGACUAGUGGAGAGCAGGGUGGAGGACAGGACACGGUGGAGACUACAGUGGAGGCUACUAAUGGAGAUGAGAACGGGGUCAUCUCCGCGGGUGAGGUGGAGAGUGGGGCAGCGGUGGUGGAGGCCUUGCGUGUCAGAGUGAGGGAGUUGGAGGCAGCGUGUCAAAGGCCUUUAAACUCCACCUGCAGAGUGUGUCAUGAAGACUAUGAGGCGCCCCUGGUCUCCAUAUCCUGCUGGCAUGUCCACUGUAGGGCGUGCUGGUUGGGCGCCCUGGCAACGCGGCGUCUGUGUCCCCAGUGCUCGGUCAUCACGGCGCCUUCUGACCUCCGUCGUGUGUACCUGUAGCCUGUAGGGACCUGCUCUCACCUGGCGCCUGGGAGAGAGAGAGAGAGAGAGAGAGAGAGAGAGAGAGAGAAGUGGAUGUGUUCUAUGUAUUUUGUAUGAGAGAGUGAGAGUUAG